CGGUGACAGGAGGAAGGGGACACGCGCCCAGAAAAGCGAGAGAGAGAGAGAGAGAGAGAGAGAGAGGAGAAAAGAAAAAGAAGAACAAGUUGGACACUUCAUUGAUUGUUUGCUUUCCCCUCAGCCCGGCGAUCGAUCCCCAAACUGGACUGCUCAUCGGUACCGGAGUCGGUGGAGCAUGCGGCUCGGUUCUCUCUUCAGGGUCUAUGCGCUGUGGGCCUUUGUGGAGGUCGCGACCUCCGUGACCAAGCCCGCCAAGAGGAAGGUGGCAGGGCGGAGAUCCAGACAGGUGUUUGAGGCGGAGCCCGUGGAGGGGGUGUGGUCCGUGUGGACCGAAUGGUCCGAUUGCUCCCAGUCAUGUGGCGUGGGCGUGUCACAGAGAAGCAGGAAUUGUCUGCCGCCUCCGCUGAUCUCACCUCCCGUCUCCUACUCGGUGCCCAACUGGGGCGGGCCUCUUCCAGCGGGAGUUGGGGGUCCGAUCAUUUCUCCCAUGCGCCCCUACAAUCCUUCACGUCAACACCCGCCUCAUAACCAACUACCCAACGCCAACCAGGGGGUGUCACUUUAUCGGAAUACCCCGCCAGAGGGCGACGCGGGGCUGACCAAUCCGUCGUCACCUUUCCAUCAAGCUGAAUACCCCGUGGGCCAUCAGAACCGAGUGUCUGUGUACCGAUCGCCUUACCGCGCUCCCUCACGUGCCUACAAUCAACAGCAACGUACCGCCAGGAGGCCCAGCAACCCUGGAGCUUUGAGGGCCGGAGGAGGAGGCAGCAGAAGGUCGGUCAGCACCAGUCGGGAAAGUUUGCCUGUCAGGAGGUCUUCGCCCAUCCGUCCAGGUCAGUUUGGUUACGGCAAAGUCCCUUUUUCCCUGCCUUUGCACCGACCCAGUCGUCAGGCUCGCCACACUGCUAACGGCACAACGUCGGCACCCAAACUAGCUGCCAGUGAUGAGGAUAAUGAUGAUGAUGAUGAUGAUGAAGAAGACACAACCACCGGCGCCCCCGCUCCUACAGCGAUGCCACAGGCCAGAAGCGAACACAGGCGUGUCCGAGUCCCACCGUCUCCUCACCUCCUCACACGUUCCCCUUCUUCGUCAUCAUCAGUCCUCGCCAGUCAUCGCCGCUUCGAUUGGCGCGCUGUCACCGCUCCGCCGCCACCUGUUUCAUCUCACUCGCACCCCAACUCACAGGCCCCCAGUCCCCCUUUCCCCUACUCCUCGCCUCUGCACCGACCCUUGCACAGGGAGUGGGCGCCUCACCCGGGAUUUGGAGCCGAGGCCCAGCAAGCCAGCAACAUGUAUCUGCUUCAGCAACCACAUGGACAACACAUUGGGGAGGAGGCAGGUGGCCUAGGUGGAAGAACACCGCAGAACUACAAAUGCUCUGGUCCUGAGAAGGAAUAUCGCAGGUGCUUCUUGCAGGUAUGUGCCGGAGCCACGCUGGAUUCAAGAGCAGAGCAAUGUGCCGCCUUCAACGCCAAAGAGUUUAUGGAUCGUCUCUACAAAUGGGAACCUUUCACUGAGGUCGGUCCGGAAAAACAGUGUGAGCUGACAUGCCGGCCGGCGGGCUAUCGCUUCUACGUUCGCCAGGCUGAGCGGGUGCGAGAUGGGACGCCUUGCUUCAAUGUCACCUCCAACGAUGUCUGCGUAGGGGGACAAUGUCUGACCGAAGGCUGCGACGGCGUCCUGGGCUCCGGCUCGGUGCUUGAUAAAUGCGGCGUUUGCGGUGGGCGGGACUCCUCCUGUCAGAAGGUGACAGGCAGCUUCCAAAAUGUCACCGUUCCCCUUGGCUACCACAAGAUCUUGGACAUCCCGGCCGGGGCGACCUUCAUUAACAUCACAGAGAGACGUGCCAGUCCCAACUACCUGGCCAUGAGGAGCGGGACAGGGGCUUCAGUGGUGAACGGGCGCUGGGCUGUAGACCCUCCGGGGGAAUACCAGGCGGGCGGAACUACAUUCACGUACGCCCGACCUAGAGCGCAGGCGGAGAGCGACGAAGACAGAGGAGAGUCCCUCAGGGCCCCCGGACCCACCAGUACACAGCUGCACCUUUACAUCAUUUUCCAUCAGCAGAACCCAGGCAUCGACUAUGAGUUUUACAUCCCGGUGGAGAAGAAGGAGGGGGAGACGCCCAGGGAGAGGCAGCUGGCAAGGGCAUCGCUUCGCAGUCCUCUCACUGUGUCAAUAGAAGAGCCUCCUCCUGCCGGCCCUCCGCUUUCUAUCCCUUCUUUUCCCACCUCCUCCUUGUCUUCCUCCUCUUUAUUUUCUCCCCCGCUGGUUGAUCACUGGGCAGCCGAGAGGUCCCGACCCCGGUCCUCGGCACCCAACCGUAAUGCUCGGAUCCCGCCUCGUACUGACUUGCCGCUGGACACUCAGUCGCCGUUCGUGUGGAGGAGAGGCGCGCUGUCGCAGUGUUCGGUUUCCUGUGGCAAAGGUCAUCAGUAUCGAGAUAUCAUCUGCAUCGACCGCCAUACCGAUGAUGAAGUCCCUGAGAGGAAAUGUGACUCUGCGACCAAACCUGUACCAGAGGAGGAGCCUUGCAAUGUCCAUGCCUGUCCGCCAUUCUGGGAGGCGAGUGCUUGGUCGGAGUGCAGCGUGUCCUGCGGGCCCGGCAUGCAGCAGCGCCAGCUCCAAUGCAGGCAGAGUUUUGGCAACCGCUCCACCAUGGUCCACCCCCAGCGCUGUGCCAACCUCACCCCGCCAGACUCCACACAGGCCUGCCAGCUGCAGCUGUGCUCCCACUGGGAGGUUGGCUCCGACUGGAGCACGUGCUCAGUGGACUGCGGCGUGGGAAAGAGGACGAGGAGCGUGCGUUGCGUGAGCGAUCAGGGCAGCGUGGUGAACGACAUGGAGUGCAGCUCCAGGGUUCGCCCACGAGGCAGCGAGGAAUGCAACAUGGGUCCUUGCGUGACCAACUGGUACUCGUCCGCUUGGUCCAGCGCUUGCUCAGCGCAUUGUGGCCCUGGUGUGCAGAAGAGGGAGGUGGUGUGUCUGACCCGCGGUGGGGUCCGAGAAGGCGAGGGAGCUGGGGACUGUGUCGGGGAAAGACCAGCUGAGUUGAAGGCAUGCAAUGGGGGUCCUUGUAUGCCGAUCACCAUGUGGUACAGCGGCCCAUGGACGCAGUGCAAUGUUCCAUGCGGGAACGGAACCCAGCGACGGGACAUCAUUUGUGUCCGGAAGAUGGGCAACGACUUUGCAGUGGUGCCCUCUUCUGAAUGCGCCCAAAUGGAUAAACCAGCCGCCGUGCAAGAGUGUGACGCGGGAGACUGCCAUCCACAGUGGUUCACAACAGAGUGGAGCGCGUGCUCGCGCUCUUGCGGAAAUGGCCUACAGAUGAGGGAGGUACGGUGUCUGACGGGGGACAAAAAGCACAGCCAGAACUGCGAUAUCAACAUCAAACCGGAACAGGAACAAAGCUGCAACACCCUACCCUGCAGUCCGCAAGUCACAGAUGAGAACUGCAGGGACAGACGGCACAAUUGCGUGAUGGUGGUGCAGGCCAGGCUCUGCGUCUACUCCUACUACAAGACGGCGUGCUGCGCCUCGUGCACGCACAGUGCUCUGCGUGCCAAGAGACAUUGACGGGCCAAUCGCAGGCAGCCCCAGUGUGCAAGAAGUUAAAGGUUGGGCCUCAGUAGCCCAAUCGGCCCCCUGUUGAGUGACUACUCUCUCGAAAUGGGCAGCCCAGAGUAGGCCAUCUACCUGCGGAGGCAUUUUGUCUAGAACAUUUAGUCAUGUAGCCUUCUUUUUCAGGUAAAAACACUGUGAAAGCAGCCAGUUCUUUCAGCAGUCAUUUAUAUCACCACAUCUUGCCUCUCCUUACUCACUGUGUUAGCCUGAGCCUUAUAGGCCGAGUGGUUUCCACUCCUGCAAGCUCGUUGUUAUUUUUUUUUUAAAGGAUGGUGCUCACAAAGUAUGAAGUUUAUUUUUUUUCCCAAGCAGCCUUUUAUUUAAAGAUUCCUUUUUAUCUGAAAGAGCAAGUCAUGUAUACCUCCAGGUUUUGACUAGAAAAUGUGCAUCAUGUAGGACUUAGUAGACUUGGACCACUGUAUAUACUGUAUUUGUGUACAGAGCAGUUGCUCUCCCAUCCAGCCACGUUGGCCAAUUAGCAAAGGAUUUUUGUCAUAUUUGUUUGCCCCCCCCCCCCCCCCCAAAAAAAAAAAAAAAUCCUUUCAGGACCCUUUCAUUGUUCAGUACAGCUUGAAAGAAAAGAUAAACCAAAGGGCGAAGUCAAUGACCAAAUAUGACAAAAAAAUGGACGGUAUAAAAUACUGUAUUAAGCAUGUUAAAAGUUGAAUUGGUACCACAAUGAAGUGAUGCCACACAUCUUAAUUAAGCCAAGCCAAUUUAACAUGAUCUUUGUCAUUAAAGCACGCAAACAGGCCAAAUGAUAUUCACAGCGUUCAAUUCCAAGUUCAGUUCGGAAAAGUCUCAUUUUCACUAUUCUAGCGAUUAUAUAUAUCCUAGUUCCACUUUCUCCUGAUAGCUAUUUAGCACAAUGCCGUAAUCAACUGUAUAUACGGUAUGUGUGUGAACACCCUCGUCAGUUUAAGCUCCUUUUUUUCAUACCUCUCACACAGUACAAAAUCAGCAUACACACUCCCACUCCUGAAGUGAGGGAUCUGUAUAUUAUGUUUUUAAUGUGUAUAAGAUGUUUUGAACAUAGUAGGCGCUUAUAUUUUUUAACUGAGUGUAGUCGUUGUAGACUGAAUUUAUUCACAUGUAACUGGCAUAUACGUAACUUUAAGAAGAGAAUCCGGAUGUCUGUUUUUGUAAUAAUUCACGUGCUUCCAAGAAAUUCAUCUUGUCCCCCUUGUAGUGACGUUUUAGAUAUACAAACCAAGAAACGAUAGUAAUUUAUCUGUAUCUAAAAAACAUGUAAUUUAUUUUUUUUAUUUUUCUCUUGGCACCCCCUGAUUUUUUGAUAACAAACACAUAUUUUCUUCCUCCACACACACACAUCUCCUAGUACACAAAAAGAAUGUGACAAACUAACUAACCCAGUGCUUAAAAAGUGAUCUCAAUAAAACUGAAACAACGGA
Molecule: messenger RNA, 5040 nt
Organism: Syngnathoides biaculeatus (alligator pipefish)
Lineage: Eukaryota; Metazoa; Chordata; Actinopteri; Syngnathiformes; Syngnathidae
Gene: adamtsl4
Product: ADAMTS-like 4
Exons: 17
Coding region: 179-3580 (1133 amino acids)
Biological process (GO): extracellular matrix organization
Cellular component (GO): extracellular matrix
Molecular function (GO): metalloendopeptidase activity
Source: RefSeq, a predicted model, not a curated record